Molecule: messenger RNA, 3343 nt
Organism: Pocillopora verrucosa
Lineage: Eukaryota; Metazoa; Cnidaria; Anthozoa; Scleractinia; Pocilloporidae
Source: RefSeq, a predicted model, not a curated record
AGAAAGAAGUCACCUCUUCCAGGUGCAUGUCUUAGUUUUCAACUGAGCACAUGGCAUCAGCUGCUACACCAGCAUCUCCUUCUACCAAGGAGACAACCAACUAUGCCCGACUCUGUCGCCUUCUGGUGGAUGUUGGAUCCCAAGCCUUGAGAGACACUUUUGAUGCCAUUCACCCUCCAGUAGGACUUCAUACAGUUUUGGGGCGUCACCCAGAGCAUGCAACACUUAAGUAUCUAAAGAGCAAGAGGGUCUUGAAUGCAACACAAUGGGGGAAACUGUAUCCAGCUAUUCCAUCAUCUGUUUCAUCGGCAGGGUUUGAUAUCACACUACUGAUGGUUUUACUGAGGAACAUCUGUGGGAUAGCUCCUCCCAGCACUGGAUGGGACAGACUUCCCCCGUCUACAGAUCUGAGUAAGCAGGCCAACAUCGCCAGGCUGAAAUACUACCGUAAUACUGUGUGUGGCCAUGCCAGCCAAGCCUCUUUGGACGAUGUUGCAUUCAACAACUACUGGCUGGACAUUAGCAAUGCCAUAGUAGGAAUGGCAGGAGCGUGUUAUGGAGCUGCUAUCAGUAAGCUUAAGAUUGAGGGUAUGGACCCUGAUACUGAAGAACACUACAGGCAGCUGCUGAAGCAGUGGAAGGAAGAUGAAGACAAUGUUAAAGAAAAGCUCCAAGAAAUUGAAGAUAAUCUUAAUCAGGUGAGAUGUGAGGUCGGAAAUAUUGUGGAAAAAUUGGAUACGAUCAUGGCUCGACAACAGGAAACAAAGGAUCGAGAUAAAGUGACGAAUGACUUUGACUGGAUGAGAACUGAAGUUGGAAAUCUACGUGACAAGCUGGACACUUUAAUGGCACGACAACAUGAAGCACAAGAUCAGGAAAAAAUGACAAAUGACAUUGAUCAGGUGUCAAGUUUAAUGAUGGCCCGACAAGAGGAAACACAGCAUCAAGGGGACGUCAAAAAUUACCUUGAUCAAAUCAAAAUUGAUUUUGGAAACAUGAGUCACAGGUUGGACGAUUUGGUAGCACAACAAAGAGAAACAAAGCAGCAAGGUGAAGACCAACGUGAGAGAUUCUUCGACGUCAUUCUCCACAAUCAAUCUAAUGUUCUUCUAGUACUCGAUGGAUUGGAUGAAGUUUCUGAGAAGAAGCUACCUAUGUUUUCGCAAAUUAUUCAAGGCCGUGUAUUGCCAAACUGUCGCGUGGUUGCUACGGCACGACACGAAGCUGGAGUGAAAGUUCGAAAAUACUGCGACACGCUGCUAGAGGUUGAGGGAUUUACUAGAGAAGAUGUAGUAACCUUCGUCACAAAUUACUUUAGAGCCGAACCAGAAUUGGCCGGGCAGCUUAUCGAACACCUGCAUGAUGAUUACAACUUAUAUAAAAUAUCGACGAAUCCUCUCAACACUGCGCUUCUUUGCCUGGUCUAUGAAGAUUUGAAAGGCAUAGCUGCUGGCAAAAAAUAUCGCCAUCAACUGAAAGAAGUGCUUCUGUUUACAUUUGGUAUGCUAGCAGCACGAUGCGAGGAAACAGUGGUGAACCUUCUAAAAAGCAUAGCAACACAGUUAAACCAGGAAAAAGAGGAAGACGUGGACGUUAUAUUAGAGUGUGUUAAUGAAUGCAAAAAGAAGAACAAAAAUGUUGAUGAAAAACUGGCUACCGCUUUUGGCGCUUCUCUUCAAACUGAAACUGUUGAAGUUUCAAGUGUAAAAGUGGAUGAAACUCUAGCUGUCUUUUUAAGCAACUUUCUGAAAACAAAUACAACUGUGACAAAAUUAAAAUUGAAAAAAUCUUCGCAAGAUGGGGUUGCCGCUCUUGCAGAGUGUUUGAAAUAUAACAAAUCCCUGACAACGUUGGAUUUGAAUGAUAAUGGAAUUGAUGCUGAUGGUGCUGCUGCUCUGGGUGAGUGUUUGAAAUAUAACAAAUCGCUGACAACGUUGGAUUUGAGUGAAAAUGUAAUUGGUGAUGAUGGUGCUGCUGCUCUGGGUGAGUGUUUGAAAUAUAACAAAUCGCUGACAACGUUGGAUUUGAGUUAUAAUGAAAUUGGUGAUGAUGGUGCUGCUGCUCUGGGUGAGUGUUUGAAAUAUAACAAAUCGCUGACAACGUUGGAUUUGAGUCUUAAUGAAAUUGGUGAUGAUGGUGCUGCUGCUCUGGGUGAGUGUUUGAAAUAUAACAAAUCGCUGACAACGUUGGAUUUGAGUUUUAAUGAAAUUGGUGAUGAUGGUGCUGCUGCUCUGGGUGAGUGUUUGAAAUAUAACAAAUUGCUGAAAACGUUUGAUUUGAGUUAUAAUGAAAUUGGUGAUGAUGGUGCUGCUGCUCUGGGUGAGUGUUUGAAAUAUAACAAAUCGCUGACAACGUUGGAUUUGAGUGGUAAUGGAAUUGAUGAUGAUGGUGCUGCUGCUCUGGGUGAGUGUUUGAAAUAUAACAAAUCGCUGACAACGUUUGAUUUGAGUGAUAAUGAAAUUGGUGAUGAUAGCGCUGCUGCUCUGGGUGUUACGUAGGAGUGUCAUCCUCAUUUGACAAUACUUGCAAUAAAUUGAACCCUUGUAGGACAUGGCUACCUUGCCUUAUGACCAACUUUAAGAAGCGUUUACGUCAGGAAUAAGCAGCGAUUAAUGACUCUGACCUUGAACAGGGUAAAUGUACAGUAGCUUCCAUUUAUCGAUAUCAGUAUUAGUAUAAGAGUUACGUAGCAUCUGUUUGCCACGAUUAUUUACUUUUGUAAGAGCUUUUAUAAAAGCGUGUACGUUUAGUCAAGAGACCGUUACACUUUAUUACAAUCUUAUCCACACAACUUUUACCUUGUCACGUUUAAUGGAUAAAGCUGUUAAAAGAAACUAUGCUUCAUCUGUAACGCGCGUGCGUGUAAACCACCAGAUUAUCCACGCGAGGAUAAUUUGGAAACAUUGGACUGCUUCGGAUUUUGUUGUAGUUGAAAAUCGGAUGUAAUAUUUUUGUCUUUAGUAAUAAAUUCUGCUCAUAUAUAUAUAUUUUCUAGAGGGACUGCCAUAAUUGGUUAAAGGUUAGAGUAAUUAUUCUUUGGUGAUCAGUUACUUGAUUCUCAUAAACUUACUUUAGUGUGAUAAUGUGCUGACACUUUUAAGUCCUGUGAGAAAUUUGUAGUUGAUAAUUCUUAGGUGCAAAGAGUUAAUUAAUAGAGUUGUAGCCAUGUUGUAUGGUAAGACUCUUUAUGAUAACUACAUGAAGCUUUGUUGUAGGCUGUGAAGAACAAUUUAUUUUUCGAAGUGACCUCUUUUUAGAAAAGUUGUCACAAGAUAUUUUUUAAUUUUGUAAGGGUAUGUUUACUUGAACCAUUUAUGUGUUUCUUAAGACGUAACUGAUAUAA